Molecule: messenger RNA, 1830 nt
Organism: Drosophila rhopaloa
Lineage: Eukaryota; Metazoa; Arthropoda; Insecta; Diptera; Drosophilidae
Gene: cpb
Product: F-actin-capping protein subunit beta
Exons: 2
Coding region: 228-1058 (276 amino acids)
Biological process (GO): actin cytoskeleton organization; regulation of lamellipodium assembly; cell morphogenesis
Cellular component (GO): F-actin capping protein complex; cytoplasm
Molecular function (GO): actin filament binding
Source: RefSeq, a predicted model, not a curated record
AAUUUUUUGUGGGUAUAUUCGCGUAGAUGGUCACACCCGACCACCACAGCAAAAAUAUAAAAGAAACCAAUCCUAAUAAUAAAGAAAAAAGUCAAUUUAGUGCAAUUACUUGCAAUAAAAACGUCUAAUCCUAGCUAGAGUUAAGAUCGGCUUGUCCCAACGAACUAAGUCAGAGCUAAGAGAAGUUUAAAGUCUAUCGAAACAAAGGGAAAGCAAAAAGUAUCAAAAUGUCGGAAAUGCAAAUGGAUUGUGCUCUGGAUCUAAUGCGACGACUGCCGCCCCAGCAAAUCGAGAAGAACCUCAUCGAUCUGAUUGAUUUGGCUCCCGAUCUCUGCGAGGAUUUGCUCUCCUCCGUGGAUCAGCCGUUGAAGAUAGCCAAGGACAAGGAGCACGGCAAGGACUACCUGUUGUGUGACUAUAACCGAGAUGGGGACUCCUACCGGUCCCCCUGGUCGAAUUCCUACUAUCCCCCGUUGGAGGAUGGCCAAAUGCCCUCGGAGCGACUGCGAAAGCUGGAAAUCGAGGCAAACUAUGCCUUCGAUCAGUACAGGGAGAUGUACUACGAGGGCGGAGUCUCCUCUGUGUAUUUAUGGGAUCUGGACCAUGGAUUCGCCGCUGUUAUACUCAUCAAAAAGGCCGGCGAUGGCAGCAAGAUGAUCCGUGGAUGCUGGGACUCCAUACACGUAGUGGAAGUACAGGAGAAGACCACUGGCCGGACGGCCCACUACAAGCUCACCUCCACGGCGAUGUUGUGGCUGCAGACCAACAAACAGGGUUCGGGAACCAUGAACCUGGGUGGAUCCCUCACCCGCCAACAGGAACAGGAUGCCAACGUCAGUGAGUCCUCGCCACACAUCGCCAACAUUGGCAAAAUGGUCGAGGAGAUGGAGAACAAGAUCAGGAACACGCUCAACGAGAUCUACUUCGGCAAGACCAAGGACAUUGUGAAUGGGCUGAGGAGCACACAAUCGCUAGCCGACCAGCGCCAGCAGGCGGCCAUGAAACAGGACCUCGCAGCAGCCAUCCUGCGGCGCAAUGUCAAGCCCGAAUCGAACUAAGCACUGAGCGGCUAAAGGCUGAAUUUCCACAUAAAUCAACCAUGCAGAACUAGGCUACGAGGUCCUUUAAUACACGACUGUUUCCUGAAGAGAGUAAAAUAAUAUGCGAAUUGUAAGGCACUGCUGCCCUCGAAAUAUUAUCUAAAUGAAUGCCACCAUUAUCAUUUCCAUAAUAUUUAGGCUUCAUCUACCCAAUUCCCUACUAUUCACACUCUUUCAUACAGUAGGUGGGACUUCGCUUAGCCUGGACCGAAUUAAGCAGACUAAAAAUAUUAUAUACGCAUUUCUAGGCAGUAAAUUUGUUACAUGAGAAAAUUGUUACACCACGAGAAACAUAUUAAUGUAAAUUUGCCCGCCCGUUUUCAACUGUCCUCCCACAUUGUUGCUAAUUUAGAGUCGCGCUUCAUCCAGUAGUUCAGCCGAAAAUGCCAACUUCGCCGCCCUCAAGACAGUAUCCAUAAGUAUUUGUAUCUUAUUUGUAAUAUUGCAUAUUUGCACUGAAGUCGAGGCAUUUGAGUUUCGCAUUCAUUUGCAGCCCGUUCUUAAUUCUAACGCGAAUAAAUAUUGUGUUUCUUAAUUGUGACUUUGUGUAUGUGUGUGCUCUAACCAUUAAGGAGCUCGAAGCAAAUAUAAACUGAAAUCGCUUUGUGAUUGUAUUAUCUGAGGAAAUGCACAUUACCUUCUCUUCUUUACUUAAUAUUUUUUUAACCAAAAUUUGGAAGGCAAAGAGAAAUUUUAUACAAAGAGAAAACUAAUAAAUAUUGAAUUAUUA